This is a messenger RNA of Actinia tenebrosa (Australian red waratah sea anemone), 7524 nucleotides long. Its product is annotated as cilia- and flagella-associated protein 47. The record is from RefSeq and is a predicted model, not a curated record. Gene Ontology annotation, cellular component: cilium. Gene Ontology annotation, molecular function: protein binding. Gene Ontology annotation, biological process: cilium assembly. Lineage: Eukaryota; Metazoa; Cnidaria; Anthozoa; Actiniaria; Actiniidae.
CUCUGAUUGACUUUGGUCAAGUAUGUCUUCAUUCAGUCAGCAGUAAAGAUCUCAUGAUCGUAAAUAACCUGGAUAGCUAUAUUCACAUUGUAGCAAGGAUUGACAGUCGUGAGUUGAGGCAGACGUCACCUCUAUCCCAGGUUGUUCCUCCACGAUCUCUUGCUAAACUCACCCUCAUGUUUGAGUCUAACUCUAAAGGACACUUUGAGAGGAGUGUAGAUUACACUAUCAAUGGGAAUCACCAUCAGCAUAUCAUCGUGUUAGCAGAGGUUGUUCCUGUUGAUCUAGAGAUAAGCAGUGAGGAAAUUACUCUAAAACCUUCCCCUGGAAUGUUGUAUGAAUCAGGGCUCCAAGGGUCUAUCACAGUGUACAACAAGAGGAACUACCCGGCUGAAUUUAGAUGGGAAGCAGCUAAAUACGAAGCUCCGUUCUUCAUUAAACCGAAUCAAGGUAUGGUGGAAGCGUACACUAACCUGGUAUGCCAAGUGUCGUACAUGCCAUCAUUCUCAGCUGUAGACGAGGCAGACUUCGCUAUGCAUGUGAUUGGAGGCGCCACAAAAACACUGAAGUGUAAAGCAAAGCUUGGAACAGCACACUGCGCCUUUAUAGAAAGACGUCUGYUGUUUGGACCAGUUCCCCUCAAUCUUACUACCACCAAGACGGUGUCUCUGAAGAACACCAGUCAUAACCAUGCUUUCUUUGAGAUAGUUGAUGUUCAACCUAUCCCUAGUAUGAUGAUCAGUCCUAAAGAAGGUGUGGUCCCUGUUGGUGGGACGACAGAAAUCACGGUUCAGUUCCAUCCUGACUCGGUACACAAAUUCGACACCAACAUUCAAGUGAAUAUACGAUGCGGUAAAAUGAUCACUCUUCGUGUGGGUGGUACUGUAGAACCGCCGUCUGUAGACAUCGACGUGGAUUCGUUUCGUUUUGGGGGAGUCUACUGUGGUGCCCUUUCUAAAAUACCGUUCAAAAUGAACAACUUGGCUCGUACUGAAGCAAGACUUGAACUUGAUCUGUCUCGACACCAGGAUUUUUCUUUGAAGGUCUUUGACGUCGAUGAGAUAGAUGAGCCGGUCUAUCGAGGUGAUGGUAUCUAUUGUCUGACUCUGGCMCCACGACAAACUAUUGACUGUACUCUUGAGUUCUCGCCUUCUGAAGUUGCUGCCUAUGACUUCGUUWUUCCAGUCAUCAUCAACAACAUCCUGGCUCCGACACCUCCCCCGUCAGUCUACCCCCCUACCCCGUCCCCAUCAMGAACGAACUGGACCAUAUCGGACCUGGCAACACCUAUACCCUGCAUAUCGGGCAUGGCCACACCCAGUCGUCGUGUCAUCUCUACAGCUCUUCGGCCACCUUUACAACUGUCGCAUAGCAGUCUUAGCUUCUCGCUGCCAUCGGGUUACUAUGAUCUUGGUAUUGAGUCAGGAGCUGGAAGGGCGCAGGGAUGUAUGUUUGUUAACAAUAGUGACCGCACUCUUUCCUGGACGCUUCACAUCCUGGAAGGGGGGCCUCUGCUAGAAGAUGGUACUUUCAAGUUCCUGCACAGGACAGGAUCACCAUUCACUCCGUCGUCUGCUCGUAGAAAAAGUACCAUCCCAUCUAUUACUCUUGAAUCUGGAGAGACUUUUCAGCUUGGGGUACUUUUCUCACCUCCUGCUCCGGGUCUAUAUAUAGCCCACGUGCCAGUAAUUUUGGACGACGAUCGUAAUAACCCUUACCGCAUUCUGGAACUGAGGGGAGAAUUGAAGGCUGCUUACUUGAAGUUCGAGCCAGAUAGCAUCUGUAUCAGCCCGGCACCGCUUGAGAUCCCCGUAUCUGUAGACUUUAAAAUCAUUGCUUCGGGAUUUAGAAGAGCGACAACMGUCUCCUGUGAGGUACCAGUUACAGAGCUAGAAGAUGGCAGCGUCGCAACCGUCUUAGAUGUGUCCUUCCCUGAUGGUCAGACCAUCCGUCCUUGUUGUGCUGAUAAAGAUCAGGAAGACGAUUACUGCGUGGUCAAUGGCCRAAUCACCUUUAAAUCACCCAGCCCUGUGUCGUUUAGCUGCGUUGUGACGUUUACUGAUGGGAAAAACAGGUACGAGCUACCAGUAACAGCUACAGCAGAUAAYUGCCUCUUGACGUCAUACCACUUCCUCGCAGCUCACCGAGAGGACUACCAAAUCGUUUGCGGCCAAGAACAACACGGAAGCAUCCAAGAAAAUUCAACCGAUGGCGCCAAACCAAUCUCCGGCGAAGCCAUCAUGAAACCUUGCUUAACGCCAAACCGACCGAAUACGCAGGCAUCGACGACUGAGACGAGCACUACGUUCGGGAUCAGUUCGUCGAGUUACCAAGAGUCGACUAAUAGUGCCACAUCUUCUACGUUCCCGUCCACGCCUCACCACGUGGAACAGGAUGAAGCCGUUAGGGAUACGACUGUGUUGUCAGACGAUCAGGCGACGCUUAGUGUGUUUUCAAACACCAAUGACACGGAAAAGAAGUUCUUGUCUUCAGUGGUUCUGGCUAUCCAAAGAUGGUUUACAGUCCAAGGCUGGUCAAGCGGUCCCUACCCCAUCACCAUACCCCAGUCCCUAAGCAUGGCCUUACAAGACCUCAGCGAAGUCCCCUCUGGCACUACAGCUGCAACCAGAACCACCAACUGGGACAAUAACAGCAAGAAAGRAAUGAGAUCCGUGUUCGAUCUGGUCGCUCAUCUCUGUGGGCGCUCCGUACCAGGGAUACCCCUGACAUCAGCUCUCCCAACAAACCCCACGGAGAGGGUGCGCCAGAUCCACUGGAUGUACUCGACAUUUCUUACUUUCCUCCGCACGCAGGGGGCAAUGUUAUCAGGGGUGAAGCCGGAGUAUCUGUUGGCACCGGGGGAUUACCGGAUAUGGCGAAAACUUCAGAAGAAAACGGACCCUAAUGAGAUACUUGACGAUGAGAUGAAGCAAAAACAAUUGAAGGAAGAUAGAAGAGACUUGGAUAGAUUUGGUUCUGUAUCUACGAAAUCUUGGACCGACGUCCUAGCACAAAUAAUCAAGGUUUUGAUACUAAGUCGUGUGACGCCUCAGCAGUAUAAGAAGCUGCAGUCUCCGUUCAGGGAUAAACCGUCCCCGGUAUUCAACCCCGACCCUGUUGUCAGCAAUGUUUACAGUGUCGGAGAGAGAGUACUAUUAUCGUGGAUUAACCACCACUAUGACAUGCAGAGACAGAAACAGUGGCAUGGAAGCAUGGAUGGGUCAAACCCUUCGUGUCGGUGGAUCGUCAACUUCGAUCUUGAUUUCAUGGAUGGUCUUGUUCUAGCAGCUCUGCUUUCAGCAUUUGUUCCUUUUCUUGUGUCUACUCAUCUUUACUCUCUCUACAUGCGUCCAAUCACGUCUCAGCACUGUUUGCAUAAUGUGCAGAAAGUCGUUCAGGCUCUCAGGCACAUUGGAAUGGACUAUGAUGUACAGCCUGCAGACAUCACAGAGCCAAACCCCAUUAGCAUUAUGUUGCUUUGUCUUCAUCUUUAUCAACGGCUGCCACAGUAUCUCCCAAGAACCACGGUGGAAUUCCAAGGGCCUCUUCAUGCCACUGUGGUCAAACACAUUCGUCUUCAAAACCCCAGCAACAAACCCUUGUCUUACCAGGUUAUCCUGGCAGGGCGUGACGCUGCUGACUUCAAGGUGCCGAUGGGCGACUCAGUACAGGUCCCAGCCAAAGGUCAACUUCAAUUACCCGUUGAAUUCAAGAGCCGUUUUCUCAGGCCUGGUAGCGCUACUUUGGUCCUGGUGGGAAAGCGUGUUGGUUCACCGUGCGGCAACACGCUGGUAUUCAAUCUAGAUACCUGUAUCAACAAUAUAACACCAGUGGCUACAAUAAGAUGUGAAUCACCAACUUACGAGCUUCAGAAGGUCCAGUUUGACGUAACCAACCCGUUCUCAUCACCUGGUGACUUUAGGAUUGUCCUGGUCGAAGCUAAGCUCUCUUUUCCUGGUACUACCAGUACUACGUCGCCGARGAGCAAGCCUAGCAUGCCCAAGAAAAACGUGCCAUCGCGUACAGAUCAUGGGCAAACGAGUAACCCCAGGUCACCAGCCAAGGAAAUGUUACCGCGUAUUGAACAAGAGAGACCAGAAUCUCCUAAAUCCUCACCCACACCUCAGCUCAGUGCAUUCUGGUGCGCCAACCCCACCGUCCAUCUCAAUGCCAACGACACAGCACUAGUMGAGGUCCAUUUUCUACCCUUCACUACUGGUCACCGUCAGUGYUCAAUCCUCUUCAUCAACGACAAAGUCGGCGARUUCCUGUACUCCAUCGAAGCCAACGCCCUUCUUCCUCUCCCCUCCCCCCUCCCCGUGGUGGAGUCACCUCACAGUCUUAGGAUCAGUAGCGCUGCUGCGGCGAGAAGCAGUAGGGGAGUGUUUGGUGGGGAUGAUAGAGUGGUCUACUGGAAGAGUGAGAACAGUGAGAAGUUUACUGAAGAGCUUCAUGUACCGUUGUAUAAUGUAGCGAGAGAGAAUGCUUUAGCCAUAGCAGCCCAACAGCGCAUGUCUCAACGAGAACUCAAUCGGCGUCAACUAACAGGGACGUUAUCCAGCAGUACAGUUACGGCCAAGAUCGCAGCCAUUGGGCUUGGGAACGAAAAGUUCAUACAUGCCAGCGACCCUGUUCUAAAGAAUUCCCUGGAGCUUGCGCAGACCAAGUUUAAUGCGGAGACGAGCUCUAAAUAUUACAAAGUCCCGAAAUAUGUCACUAUUCCUGCAUGCAACGAACAAUCCUCAGCAUCAUCAGCCAGGCACAGAAAGAACAYGAAAGACACAGCAAAGAUUCCCAUCACUUUUGAGCCGAAAGGGCCUGGUCACUACCCCUGUCAGGUCAUCCUUCGCUCUGCGCAUGACAUCAGGGUUUACCAGGUUGAGUGUACAGUUAGUUAUUACCCACGUUCUUGCCGUACCGAACAUGACCAAGAAGAAGGUGACUUUCCAGGUUMUGACUGAUUUAGAGAUUGUGUCAGGCUCUUCAUCGAUAACGGUGCUUCCAUCGCAAACAGCUGAACACGUGGUCAAAGUCUCGCCAUGGAAACGUGGAAAGUUUACUGGGAUGGUGUCGUUCACUGCGAUAUCUGAGACUGAAAUUACCCCAGUUACAGCAAGGAUCGAAGACACCGAUAGCGAAGACGAAGACYCACGAGUCAAAAARCCCGAUCACUCCUCUUCAGAACGAGGCACUUCACCAGGAGCAAUAACCGAUCCACCCUCCCGACCUUAUCAACUAUGGUACUACAUAGAGGUCCAGGCUUCAGCUCCUUCCCAGGAAAAGACUAUCGAGGUCACGUGCGCGGCGCAUUCCGCCGUGUCUGUUGAAAUUGAAGUCUCGAAUCCCACACGUGAGAAAGCGGACAUAGAURUCAUUAUAGAYGGAGUUGGGCUCGAUGGAGAUGCCACGAUYACUGUGCACCCGAGGCAAAAGGCUAUUUACAGRCUACACUUCUCGCCUACUAAGAUUGGAGAGUUCAAGGGAAGCGUUAUCUUCCAACACCCAGUCCUUGCCGAGUUCUGGUACGACUUGGUUCUUCACGCUACCGCGCCAUCCCCCUCACAUCUUCCCAUCAUGCAUUGUGAAAUUGGAAAGUCUACUUAUCAGAUGAUUCGGCUACAGAACCCUACAAAGGAAACCCUUCUCUUCACUCCCUAUUGCUCCAACACAAGAAACUUCUCCCUUGAAAUAGACGUUUCAAAACAGCUUCCUCUAGCUCCUCUCUCAAUUCUCGAGGUUCCUCUUAAAUUCACACCAUCAGACAUCGGCCAUGGCAACCACACAGCUGAGAUAGUCUUUCACAGCCUGGAGCUGGGGGACUGGGCAUUUUUAGCCUCUGGCACCGGACGAAUGCCAGGAACUAAUGAACCAAUYAAUAUCUUUUCGGAGCUCGGCGGAAACUCGUCGAUAAUCAUUCCCUUCCGAAAUCCUACCGAACAAGAAGUGGUUGUAGAUGUUGUAAUGAAAGAACGAAUGCUGUCUCGGUCAGGUUCCAUGUUCAGCACCCUGCGGGAUCAAGAGACCGACUCCAAGGAAUCCACGUUCUGUCUCCUCCUCAAGCACCCCACAUCCAUCAAGCUCGCACCUAACGCUACCCUGGACAUCCCUAUAUCCUUUGCGCCCGACACUAUGCAGAUWUACGAAGCUACUAUAACAAUAGUCAUGCACAGGCAUGAUGGGACACAGUGGGACAACCGUGAUGGGUUAUCUGGUUCGUGUAUCAUGAACGAUCUGCAGUGGAUCUACCCAGUCAAGGGCGUACCCGAGUCUUGYCCUUUAAAAGARUCCCAGGCUCCUUGUAUUGAGUGUAAGGCGCGCGGUCGCGUCGAAGAACGGCUCGAAGUCACGCUGACGGGUGUKGCUCCGAGUUCCACAAGUACAAGCUACGCCUCGUAUCUCAGGACUUUGACUCCUAUACAGAUUCUACCAAACGAAUGGGAUUAUGGAUCUGAUUAUAUCAAUGUCCCUGAAGAAUUCAGAUACGAAGUUAUCUACGAAGAUGCUGAAGGUCAGGCAGCAUUGGAACGAUCUCUUGGUGUCAGUCUGAUCAGGAAAGCAAGAAACCAAGUCUCUGGAAUCAUCAGUCUUAUUUUUAAUUUUGUUUUCUCGCCAUUCAAGCCAUUUAGUCAUAGAGCUCAGCUGGUGGUAUCAGCCGUAACGGGCGGUGUCUGGAGGUUUCCUUUCCGUGUUCUGGCCACGGAACCUGAAGUAGAUGACGUCAUUAAUAUGGAAGCUGCUGGACUAAACAAGGAAUUUUUUGUUGGUUUCCGGCUCACUAGUCAGACAAGACACGUUUUGCCAUUUGAGGCAUACUUCGCGACCGGUUCAGACUCCGAGUUCUCUGUAACUCCUUCAUGUGGAGAACUGUUGCCUUUUGGAUCUGAAGGGACGUUGAUCAAGAUUUGUUACAAGCCAACCCUCUAUGGCAAGACUCAUCGCGCUAAACUCAUUAUACAGACGUCAGACAUGCAGUGGACGUAUGACAUCUAUGGAACCACUCCCGACUACACCCCACCUAACAGCCAAUCAAAAGUCGUAUCCAGUGCGCAGACGCAGAAGCGCAGUGUCAGRCAGAAGAAAAACUACGUCCUUGAAAACCUAAGACUGCCUAACACCGCAGUCUCAUCUCCGCUCAAAGGCGCACCGCUGGUUUCCCGUAGCAACAAAACGAUGUAACCUAGCAACAAAGRAAAUGUAUCAUUUUUGUACAUAAUAGUCGAGUUCUGGUGUAUAUACUGUCAAUGACUGGAUGUUAAACUAAGUAAUUUUUACCCUCUUUAGGAACAUGAAUUCUGAAAUAUUUAUCGUAUUUUUCUAAUAUUAUGUUAUCUUAUGGCCGUGUCCUUGUUUGUGAUUGGCUCCCCAUUUCAUCUUUCCGACUUCCUAUUCCCGAAGCUUCACGAUUAAGACUAUAAUGUCUCACAAUUUCAAUUUUUCUAAACUCGUAAAUAUUGAAAAUUUGUUUAAGGGUUUACUAUCCUGAAAAAGUGAUCCAAGGAUUUUUUUCAUAUCACCGUUGUAGUA